Physcomitrium patens is the source of this 1995-nucleotide messenger RNA. RefSeq names its product synaptotagmin-2. The record is from RefSeq and is a predicted model, not a curated record. Gene Ontology annotation, molecular function: lipid binding. Gene Ontology annotation, cellular component: endoplasmic reticulum. NCBI's taxonomy places the organism in Eukaryota, Viridiplantae, Streptophyta, Bryopsida, Funariales, Funariaceae.
CUUAGAUUCUUUCUUGAGUGGGGGGGGGGGGGGGGGGGACUCGAGGGAUGAGAGGAAGAGGGAUUAGUAGGAGAAGACAGUGGGCGAAGUAAGAAAGGAAGAUUGAGAGAGGAGAAGGCUGGCGAAGUCUGGUGAUCAAAGUUUGCUGUCAUGGGGAUUGUUAGCACGAUCCUGGGGUUUGUGGGGUUUGGAUGGGGCAUCGGCGUCGGACUUGCGAUAGGAUACUUCCUAUUCAUCUACUUCCAGCCUGUUGAUGAGAAGGAUCCUGUCAUUCGGAACCUGGAUGAGUUGGAUUCGAGAACCUUGCAAGGGCUCCUCGGCGAAAUUCCUCUAUGGGUGAAGAACCCAGAUUACCAUCGGGUGGAUUGGGUGAACAGGUUCUUAAAGGACAUCUGGCCUUAUCUUGAUAAGGCAAUUUGCAAGAUGGUUCGACAGCAGGCACAGCCUUACAUUGAUAAAUAUGGGCCACAGUACAAGAUGGAUUCUAUCGAGUUCCAGUCACUUACCUUGGGAACGUUGCCUCCUACAUUUGUUGGUAUGAAAGUUUAUGAUACUAAGGAGGCAGAGAUGAUUCUCGAGCCUUCCUUUAAGUUCGCUGGGAAUCCAAAUAUUAUUGUUGCUGUGAAAGCUUUUGGUUUGAAGGCAACAGUACAGGUGGUAGACGUGCAGGUUUUUGCGACAGCAAGAAUCACACUGAAGCCUUUGAUUCCAGUUUUUCCAUGUUUCUCGAAAAUAGUAGUCUCUUUGAUGGAAAAGCCUCACGUAGAUUUUGGUCUGAAGCUGUUGGGCGGAGAUAUUAUGGCAAUUCCUGGACUUUACGGUUUCGUUAAAGAUACCAUCGCAAAUCAAGUCGCUGAUAUGUACAUGUGGCCGAAGUCUUUAGAAAUCCCAAUAAAUACUGAUGCCAGUGCUGAUAAGAAGCCAGUGGGCGUGGUUGAGGUGAAGAUUAUUCGAGCCACGAACUUAAUGAAGAAAGAUUUCAUGGGUAAAGCCGACCCUUACGUCAAAAUUCAAUUGGUUAAUACGAUGCUUUCGAAGACAACACGCGCCAAGAUGAACACUUUGAACCCCGAAUGGAAUCAGACUUUCAAGCUUUCUGUUCAAGACCUCAAGUCACAGUCUCUUGAGCUACAGGUUUUUGACUGGGAGAAGGUUGGAGCACACGAUAAAAUGGGAAUGCAGGUCGUGCCAUUAAAGGACUUGCAGGAAAACGUUCCAAAAUUACAAACUGUUCCGCUGUUUAAGAAUAUGGAUCCUAAUGACGAAGCCAAUUCGAAAAAGCGUGGCGAGUUAACGUUUGAAAUGAAUUUGAGACUCUUCAAGGAAGACGAUACUGAGGAAGAUAUCAAAGCGAAAUCAAUGGAUGAUGGACAAUUCGCAAAUGGGGUUAAAUCUUCUGAAGGAGGAUUGCUGUCGGUCAUCAUUCAUCAGGCCCAGGAAUUAGAAGGCAAACAUCACACAAACCCCUUCGUGGAGGUUAAUUUUCGGGGGGAUAAAAAGAAAACUCCGGUUGUGAAGAAAAAUAAAAACCCCAGAUGGGAUCAACUAUUUACUUGGCAACUGGACGAUCCCCCCGUUAGUGACUCCCUGCACAUCGAGGUCCUGAGCAAGGGCUCAAGUCUGAACAUGGUGCAUCGUCAUGAAAUUUUGGGAUCUGUGAACAUUCCUCUUGGAGACGUGGUAAAGAAUAAGAACAUCAAUUCUAAGUAUGGGCUGGCUAACUCUCAUGGUAUGAUCCAAGUGGAGCUGAAGUGGAAGCCUGUGUAGAUGAUGACUGCGAAGGUUCUGUAGAACCAGCUUCGAUCAAUCAUUCAUGCAAAGCUAUUAGCUGUGUGUAGUUACGAGCUGGGUUUAGUACAAGCUUGUGUAUGACGUCAAAUAAAUCGAGGAAACCAUCUUGAAGGGAAAACAAGUGGUUACAGAAUCCUUUGUAUUUUUGUAUUGUUGUACACCUCAAGAUUACAGCACAAUGCUGCACCCUUUUGUUUUGCAUAA